AUGGAGGAGCCCGCCAGGAGCCCGGAUGGCAGCGAGCAGUGUCCCCAGGGCAGGGAGCUGAUGGCCAGCAGCACGGGCAGCACGCUGUGCAUGAGCUCCUCCCGCAGCGAGUCCGUGUGGACCAGCAGCACCCCCAGGAGCAGGUGGGACAUUUACCGCAAGCCCCUGGUGGUGGUGGCCGUGGGAGUGGCCAUCUUCCUCUUCGGGGUGGUCAUCACCAGCCUGGCCUGCUUCCUCGAGGAGCACAAGAAGGUCUACAAGAUGUCCGGCCCAGCCUUCCUGUCCCUGGGACUGAUGCUCCUGGUGUGCGGCCUGGUGUGGAUCCCCAUCAUCCGCAAGAAGCAGAAGCAGAGGCAGAAGUCCCAGUUCCUGCAGAGCCUCAAGUCCUUCUUCUUCAACCGCUGA
This is a messenger RNA of Melospiza georgiana, 405 nucleotides long. It is a transcript of the gene PIRT, whose product is annotated as phosphoinositide interacting regulator of transient receptor potential channels. Gene Ontology annotation, molecular function: transmembrane transporter binding; phosphatidylinositol bisphosphate binding. Gene Ontology annotation, biological process: positive regulation of cation channel activity; phosphatidylinositol-mediated signaling. Bases 1 to 405 code for a protein of 134 amino acids. NCBI's taxonomy places the organism in Eukaryota, Metazoa, Chordata, Aves, Passeriformes, Passerellidae. The record is from RefSeq and is a predicted model, not a curated record. The transcript has a single exon.